Messenger RNA from Salvia splendens (bonfire salvia), 510 nucleotides. Its product is annotated as dnaJ homolog subfamily B member 6. NCBI's taxonomy places the organism in Eukaryota, Viridiplantae, Streptophyta, Magnoliopsida, Lamiales, Lamiaceae. The coding region runs from base 64 to 393 and encodes 109 amino acids. The record is from RefSeq and is a predicted model, not a curated record. The transcript has 4 exons.
UAUUUUCUUAAAAUUUGUCGACAAGAUUGAAUUUUUCUCGGAUAUUUCCUGUUGAGCUGAGAAAUGGCAGCUGAGAAAGAGAAAAAUAGUGAUUUCUCUGGUGUUAUGGGGCUGAAGAAAGAAUGCACGCCAGCUGAUCUGAGAAAUGCCUACAAGAAACAUGCAAUGAAAUGGCAUCCGGAUCGUUGCAGUGCUUCUGCAAAUCAAAAGUUUGUCAAAGAGGCAAAGGAAAAAUUUCAAGAUAUUCAGCAAGCUUAUUCAGUUCUUUCGGAUGCAAACAAAAGGUUUCUGUACGACGUAGGAAUCUAUAACAGCAAUGAUGAUGAUGAUGAAGAAAAUGGUAUGGGUGAUUUCUUGAGUGAAAUGGCAGGCAGCAAUAAUGAACCAAAAUAAUUCAAAUGUGAAUUCUUUUUACCAAUCUUUGUGCAUCUCUCAGCGGCGGCGAUAUUAUAGCUCCGCCGCACAUUUCGAGAAUUGGUCUGCAAUUUUUAAGUGAUUGCUAUAACAAUG